Rhizophagus irregularis DAOM 181602=DAOM 197198 is the source of this 1437-nucleotide messenger RNA. Lineage: Eukaryota; Fungi; Glomeromycota; Glomeromycetes; Glomerales; Glomeraceae. The record is from RefSeq and is a predicted model, not a curated record.
AUGAAAAAAUUAUCCUUAAAUGAUGCUUGUAUUAUUGUCGAAUCUCAUGGUGGAAUAUGUCUUUCAACUGAAUAUAAAGAUAAUAAAACCCCAUUAUUAUGGCGCUGUUCUAAGAAUCAUAUAUGGCAUGCCCCACUUCGUAGAGUUAAAAAUUGUGGAACGUGGUGUCCACACUGCGCAGGUGUUGUAAAACAUACUUUUGAAGAUAUCAAAAAAAUCGCGUUAUCUAAACAUGGAGAGUGCCUUUCAACUGAGUAUAAAAAUAAUCAGUUGCCAUUAUUGUGGUGUUGUAAAGAAAACCAUUUAUGGUAUACAUCUCUUGGAAAUGUGAAAAAUGGUAAGUGGUGUCCAUAUUGUGCAGGCAAUGCUCGUCUUACUCUUGAAGAUGCCAAACAAAUUGCAUUUAGCCGAAAUGGUGAAUGUCUUUCGACCACAUAUAGAAAUUCCAAAACUCCUAUGACAUGGAAAUGCCAUCAAGGUCAUAUUUGGAAUAUCCCACUUAAUAAUAUUAAAAAUUCUGGUUCAUGGUGUCCAUAUUGCGCAGGACAUAUGAAAUUAACUCUUGAGGACGCAAAACAGAUCGCAUUAUCUAGACAUGGGGAAUGUCUUUCAACUGAAUAUAAAAACAUAGCUGAACCACUUACUUGGCGUUGCCAAUCUAAUCAUCAAUGGCAAAAUUCACUUAAUCAUAUUAAAAAUGGAGGACAAUGGUGUCCGUUUUGUAUUGGCCGAUAUCAAUCUAUUGAGGAUAUGCGUAAACUCGCGCAAAUAAAAAAUGGAGAUUGCCUUUCAGAACGAUACUAUAACUCAUCUGUCAAGCUAGGAUGGAUUUGCAAGAAUAAACAUAGAUGGAAAGCUAUUCCCAAUAGUAUUCAACAAGGAUGCUGGUGUCCAUAUUGCGCAGGUCAUAUGCAAUUAACUCUUGAGGACGCGAAGCAAAUUGCAUUAUCUAGACAUGGGCAAUGCCUUUCAACUAAGUAUAAAAAUAAUCAAUUACCACUAUUAUGGUAUUGCAAAGAAGGCCAUAUAUGGCAAGCAUCUCUCAGUAAUGUGAAAAGUGGUACCUGGUGUCCAUUUUGUUAUAGAUUUAAACGCGAACAAUUAUGUCGAGAAAUUGUAGCAAAAUACCUUGGUCUACCAUCUGAAAACCGCAGACCAGAUUUCUUGAAAAUCCCUGAACAUCCUAAAGGGUUAGAACUUGAUAUUCCCUAUUAUGAAUAUGGAUUUGCAAUUGAAGUGCAAGGAGAGCAACACGAAAAAUAUAUAGAAUUCUUUCAUAGAGGGGACCCGAAUAAUUUUAUCAAGCAACAAGCACGGGAUCAACUAAAGAAAGAAUUAUGUGAAGAGAACUGGAUUACACUAAGAUACGUUUGGUAUCAUGAAGACCCAUAUGUAGUUAUUCCAGAGCAUCUUCGGGAAUUGGGUCUCAUUGAUUAA